AUGGUGCCAGAGAUCUCUCGCGAGUUUCAUAAAACAACGAUGACUUAUUUCUCUGGAACGGGAAUCGUUCUGUCUGGAUUGGUCUCCACAGGCCGCCAUUUCACAUAUUGCUUGGGAGAUUACCUGGGCUGCGUCAAGGACGAGGUGGCUGCGGAACUUAUCCAGACCUUCACCUGGGAGACUGGCGUUGGCCUAUUUCCAACAAUCUCGCCUAGCUGGGCCUUUCAUGGGGACCUUGUGGGUACCAUUCAUUUCUCCCACUCCGCAUACAAGAGUUGGGCUCACGAUCCUGCUGCUGGCCGACCACCUGACAUGAUGGUGGCAUCAAACAAGUCAUCUCUCCCAGCAGGAGUAAUGCCAGACACCUCUCCAGAUAUCCUGCUGAAUUUUGACACGGGCACCUCUGAACACACAGCCCGGCGGCAUCUAUUGGCUGAUGGGCUGCCAUCACUCGCACAGGAGUUCAAGGUGGACUUUAAGGCUCCGCCUGGAAUCACGGCAGAUUCCAGCGAUAAACGGUCUGUUUUUGACACCGUGGGCUUCAACCUGUUUCGUGCUCUUUUUGGUGUAGAUAUGGGCACCGAGCUUGGGAUCAUGUUUGAAUACGAUGGCACUUUCACCCCUGCAGUGCUUGGCGCCCCUAUCUUGGGAUACCAAGGCCGCAGGCUCUCUGAGAUACGUUCCAUCAUCAUGAAGAAAGUGGAAGCUGGCGAUGUCGCCAAGAAGUUCAUCGCUUUGGGCGCCGAGCGGGGCAUGCCAGGCAAGCAGCGCCUGGAUGAGAUGGUGUGGAUCGCCCUCUUUGCCGGAUAUGGAGGGACAGGCAAUUUGGCCUACGAAACGCUCCGAAUCAUCUGGAAGGAGUCUCCUGGCCCUGAUCCUUGCGACUUGUGGUAG
This is a messenger RNA of Symbiodinium pilosum, 894 nucleotides long. Lineage: Eukaryota; Dinophyceae; Suessiales; Symbiodiniaceae. The record is from the annotation of a GenBank genome assembly.